AUGUCAAAGCAGCCGGGCAAGUCAGUUCAUGGAUCUCAAGGCAAGCAGCGCACACCUGAAAAACAACAGACUCCGGAGGGCGUCGCAAAGUCCUCGUCGACCACGUCGCCUCACAGCGCGACUUCUCCGAUCGGAAGUGCCACCAUUAGCCCCGCUGCGGAGACGACGCCGAAACCGGUUGGCACGGACGGCAAGGGUGACAAGCCAGCUCGUCAACAUGGCAAGGCAGGUGCCGACAAGACCACCAAGACCCUCAUGGCUACUCAGGGUACGCGCAACCAGGGCAAGAGUCUGCCGGGAGACAAAGUCCGUUCCGCCACACUUCAAGACCAGGGAAAGUACAGAGGGAAAGCCGCAUUGCCGCCUCCCGCGCCCCCGUCCGCAAACAAAGUGGUCAACGCACCGGCGCAGGCAGUAGCGACGUCACCAACGCCGGCGCGGCCUUCUAUUCCAAAGAGAUCUCCCACUACAACCACGUCGCAGCCGAAAACUUCUGAAGCAACGAAGGUGGCGCCACCGCCGAAACAGCACACCUUGGGCGUCAAGAUUGCAAUCCUUCUGGCCUGCUCCGUAGCCAUCGUGCUCGUCACGUCUGCCGUUUUGUACAUGGUGCUCUUCAAGCAGCACAAACGGAGCACCAUUUUGUUAUGCCAGACUGACGACUGCCGCAAGCACGCGGCUCUGCUCACCGAAAACCUCGACACGAACCUCGAUCCUUGCGAGGACUUUGCGGCCUACGUGUGCUCAGCGGCGCGUAAUUUGUCCCUCGGCAAAACGCUGGUCAAUUCUGUCAGCCAAGGCAUGCAGUACAUGUGGUACGAGCAUUUUGGUGAAAUACUCCGCAGCGGCGCUAGCAAGUUUCCAGUCGGACGGAAGGCCUUGGCCAUGUACGACACGUGCUUGAACUAUUCGCAGGGAGCGCCACAACACAAGAAGUUCCUCGAACAUUUGAGACGCAGUGGACUAGACUGGCCCGGACCGCCCGCCACACUAGUCUCCUCAUUGGCUGUAAUUGUGAACUUCGGUUACAGGUGGCGCUCGCCACUCUGGAUAGCGGUGAGUGUGUUACAGAAUAACUCUUUGGGCUCCACCGCCGCAAGACGGCGCGUCCUGGUUAGGCUAGGAAUGUACAUCCCCGCCAUGCUGGAGCAGCAUCAGGACGCCAAAGCAACUUUCAACUACAUUGAGUACUGGAAGCAAUACCUCGAUCACUUGUACCCAGACGAAGCUACGCGACCUGCACUCAACAAAACUGCAGUUGACGAAGUCCGACGCAUGGAGAUGGAUGUGCUGCAGAAUUUGGGCUCUCUGCUCUCUUCUAAGGACCCAGAGCCAACGGUAUUAUCGUUCCGCCAACUCCCAGAAGCUGUCCCGAACGUGUCGACUGAAGUCUGGCUUCAAAGUUUUCAAGCUACUCUCACUCUAGAACCGACGCUGAAUGCCGACGAUGAGAUUGUUGUCAGAGACAUUAAGUUGCUUAAGGUAGUAGCCAAGCUGCUCUCUAAUUACACUGAGAUAGAGCUUAAUAGGCACUUGGCGUGGUUAUUUGUGCAGUACUACGCUCCCGUGGCCGAUUACCGCCUACUCGUCGGCAAAUAUGGCGACGAGAAGGAAGCCAAGGCGCACCUACGCGACUUCUGUGCUCGAAUCGUGGAAGAGCCUUUCAGGGCACUCGUUCUCGCGCUCAGCCUCGUUUCACGUGUCGCGGCACCGGAUCGAAAGAUCAUCGAAGACGGCUUCAAUGGCCUCAUCUCGGCAGCCGUUGACAGGAUCAACGUUUCUAUCUGGGCCGACUCGAAGAGCAAGGAGCAAAUUAUAAAGAAGUUGCAAGGUGUGAAGAAGGCGUUCUGGCCUCCCGGCGCUUUGCUGAAGAGCAGCACCCUUGAGAAUAUCUACGCCAAUUUCGCAGAAAAGGCAGGCUCUCUCGCCGAGUUCUGGAUAAAUAAUAGUGUAGCAGCGUUCAGUAUGAACGUAACUCAAGAGUACGAGGAAGCCAUGAGGCUGCGCUGGAACAAUCUCCCAGGAUACGCUAGCUACAACUAUGUCUUGAACACGUUGGAACUUGCAAUGUCCGCAAUGGAAGCACCCGCGUACUACCGGAACGGCACUCGGGCUAUGCUGCAUGGUGGUUUGCUUUUUAUUAUGGCGAACCAGCUGAUCCGAGCGAUGGACCAAAAAGGCCUGCGCUGGACGACCAAUGGAUUUGCGGUCAACAACAGCCUAGUCACCAACUACACGCUCAAGGAACUUCAAAAGAAGGAAAGUUGCCUUGCAGGUAAAGGAGCAUCGAGCCCCUUCCCAGAACUACCUGCAUUUGCAGUAUCUGUCAUUGCAAUGAGAAAGGCGCACGAACGAGAUGGGGGCCAGAUUACCUUCCUUCGCGAAGACCUUUCGGAAGAGAAGGUGUUUUAUAUGACCCUCUGCUACCUGUCAUGUGACAGCUCUGGUCAAAGAAAUCCACAAGCUCCGGACUGCAACAAAGUAGUGCGAAAUUCCGUAUCUUUCUCGAAAGCCUUUAACUGCCCUGUGAAUUCACCCAUGAACCCCAAGAAGAAAUGCUUCUACUUCAAGAAGAACCCGCGGUAA
This is a messenger RNA of Dermacentor andersoni, 2586 nucleotides long. Its product is annotated as endothelin-converting enzyme 1-like. Gene Ontology annotation, biological process: protein processing. NCBI's taxonomy places the organism in Eukaryota, Metazoa, Arthropoda, Arachnida, Ixodida, Ixodidae. Gene Ontology annotation, cellular component: plasma membrane. The record is from RefSeq and is a predicted model, not a curated record. Gene Ontology annotation, molecular function: metalloendopeptidase activity.